AUGCAUCUAUCCGACCCUCUAUCCACGUCUCUCUUGUUCGGGCUGUUUGUCAUUGUUGCCGUCUUGCUCAGGGGUAAAAGCACCCAUCUCGGAUUCACACGCCUGGGCAAAUCGCGACUUUGGACCUUUUUCAGCUGGCAAAAGUCAACUCGCUUUGAUCUUCCUAAAUAUGCGAAGAUAGGAUACGAGAGGUUCAAUAAAGCGCUGGGAAAGCCCUUUGCUACGACGGUGUUCGGCCAUGAAUACGUCGUUCUUCCGUCAAAAUACCUUGAAGACAUCAAACGAGCGAGCCCAAAGAGCUUGAGCUUCUUCCAGGCCCUCAGUGAUGGGCUCAAUAUGGAGGCCUCUGUUGGCCAUCUCUACACCAGCACAACGGAGAUCGACGUCGUAGUAAAGCAUUUGAAUCCCCAACUCACGAAAUUGACCCCCCUUUUGGCCGAAGAGGCAGGUUUCGCGAUAGACAAGGAGAUAGGGGUAAAAUUCAAUGUUUCUAACAUUGUUGCUUCCAUUGUCCAUCGAACAACGAACCGGAUCCUCGUUGGCAAAGAGCUCUGUCGGGAUGAAGAGUAUCUCUCGAUCACAACCCGGUUCUCUCGAUCACUCUUCCUGCACGGUAUCUUCUGGAAUUUCAUCAAUCUGGGACCGCUACGGAAACUCGUCGCCAGGCUUACCAUUUGGUUCCAUCUCAGGGAUCGAGAUGCUGCUGCAAAGCUGCUUCUCCCCCAUAUACAUGCCCGUCUUCAGGAUAAAGAAGCGUCUUCUAAAUAUCAAGACGCCCUGCAAUGGACACUCGACACGCCACCUUCUUUCCCUGGGGACGAUGAGCCUCUGCACCAGGCAUAUCAUAUGCUUCACCUUACAUUUGCAGCGAGCAGCGCCUCCGGUGUAGGAGUUACGCAGUGUCUGAUCAACAUUCUCGCAUACCGCGAGCAUCUCGAGCCUAUCCGUCAGGAGAUUGCUACUGUCAUCGACAGACAUGGAGGAUGGACCGAUAAAGCCCUCUCGCAGAUGGCGUUAAUGGACAGUUUCAUCCGUGAGACCAUGAGAAUGCAUCCCGCUGGCUCUUUGACGGUGGCUCGAACAGUGAUGGACGAGCAGUUCAGAUUCCACGAUGGCCUGACUCUGCCCAGGGGCACGAACAUCAUUGCACCAGCUCUGGCUGUCCACUAUGACCCGGACAACUACGAAGACGCCCACCGAUUCGACGGAUUCAGGUUUGCCCGAUAUCGACAGAAACAAGGAGAAAGCCAUCGAUGGCUGGCAUCUACCAUCGACCAAAAAUUCCUUCAGUUUGGCUACGGCAACCAUGCCUGUCCAGGACGAUUCUACGCCGUCCGCAAGAUCAAGCUGGUUCUCGGAAAGCUCCUGAUGGGCUACGAUUUCGACUGGGCGCAGCCUCGUCCCGCUGGAGACCGUCCGGAGGAUUUUGCAAUUGAGGCCCAGAUGAUGGCGGCCCCGGAGACCGAGAUCUUGAUCCGCAGCAGAACUUAGAAUAGAAAUUAGCAUCAACUUAAAUGGCUAGUUAUUUAUGCAAAAAAGAAUUGUUGUAGUUUAUCUUCAAAAAAAAAAUUUGUGGCCAAAUGGAAGGACUUGAAACAAGGGUAACUUGGUUAAAAGGGGCUAAUUUUGAGUAUCAACGAAGGAUGCAGCCUAAAUAUCCAAAUCAUCUAGUUGACUGGAAACACGCCUCGACCAGGCAAAACAUCACUAAAUCCUCCAUAAGUAACCACUUUCUGGAGAUCUAAUCAAGUUAUGGAACCGGGAUCAUGCGGACUAGAGGAGCCGCCAGCGUAAAGGGCAGCGGAGACACCUCUCCCAUCUUCAGACGGACCAUGG
This is a messenger RNA of Trichophyton rubrum CBS 118892, 1836 nucleotides long. RefSeq lists its product as uncharacterized. Bases 1 to 1491 code for a protein of 496 amino acids. Gene Ontology annotation, molecular function: monooxygenase activity; heme binding; iron ion binding. NCBI's taxonomy places the organism in Eukaryota, Fungi, Ascomycota, Eurotiomycetes, Onygenales, Arthrodermataceae. The record is from RefSeq and is a predicted model, not a curated record. The transcript is spliced from 7 exons.